Striga hermonthica is the source of this 558-nucleotide messenger RNA. The record is from the annotation of a GenBank genome assembly. NCBI's taxonomy places the organism in Eukaryota, Viridiplantae, Streptophyta, Magnoliopsida, Lamiales, Orobanchaceae.
AUGACUCAAAAUCUCGCCUCGGCUUUUUUCCUUGUCUCCCUCCUCUUUGCGGCCUCUAAUCCACCGGCCAGUGCUCAAAUACUCCCCGAUUCUGUAGAUCUCCUGAAUGUAGCCGGGCAGCUCUGCUGCACGAGCAAUGGAAACUGUCCCGGCCAGGGAGUUUCAGGGGCACUCGUCUCACUGAAUAGCAAGAUUCAUGACCAGACAACUGCCUUGGCCCAAGCCACGACCAACAGCAACGGGUCGUUUGAUAUGAAAAUUGUUAAAAAUUUGCUGAGACUUAUUGCUAAUGCCCGGCGCGAAGUCCGUGUAUCGUCACUAACUAGCCCAAAUCUUUCAGCGCCACGCCGCGUCAGACUCCAUGCUGCGGCAGAUGAGUUCCUCGCGCCGCGAUGCGCCCUUCUCCCACGCCGUGCCAUAGCCUCGCGCCGCGAUGCGCCCCUUCUCCCACGCCGCACCACUAGCACGAGGUCGACAGAGGCCAUAUUUUCUUGCGUCACGCCGCGGCGAAGCCGCUCCGCGGCACAUGUUCUUUUCUACACCGGGCCCUCCUAUUAA